Messenger RNA from Xenopus laevis (African clawed frog), 4329 nucleotides. It is a transcript of the gene boc.S, whose product is annotated as BOC cell adhesion associated, oncogene regulated S homeolog. The transcript is spliced from 19 exons. Gene Ontology annotation, cellular component: axon; plasma membrane. NCBI's taxonomy places the organism in Eukaryota, Metazoa, Chordata, Amphibia, Anura, Pipidae. The coding region runs from base 471 to 3689 and encodes 1072 amino acids. The record is from RefSeq and is a predicted model, not a curated record. Gene Ontology annotation, biological process: cell-cell adhesion; axon guidance; nervous system development.
UUCCCCCCCCCCUGCACCCAUAAACUUUCCCUCUCCUGCCUCCCCCAUAAACGCGGAGCUGCUGAACCCCGUAUCCCGAGCCCCCAGUUCCCAGGCGGUGCAGGAGAGGCAGUUGAGUCGCUGCGGGGAGAAGUUCUGUACAAAUUGCGACUCCUCUCCAGUUUCCCUUCCCCCUCUCCCCACUCCGAGGGGAGGCUCCGAGCUGCCAAAGAAGGGGAUUGUUUUAGAAACCAGUCAGCCAAAAAGGAAAGGCAGAUCCGAGCGCUGAGCAACUGAGCCCAGAACCUGCCCAACUCCGGAACCUGCCCAACUGGACCCGAGCUCCUCAUUUAGUUCUACUGGAACCACAGAGCCGACCCCGGGAUUGGACCGCCGACCCCAUCAGCUCCUUCCCCCGGCUCUGCAUGUGAGUGCAACGUAUGGGCUAGUUGUUCUGACCCGGUGCUGCCAUUUUCCUACUUGGAAACACCAUGAUUCUCAGAUGUAACAACUUUGUCGCUGCUACAGUUUGCUGCUGCCUCCUAUCCUCCUUCUGCUGCCUCGCUCAGUCCGUCCGAGCUCCCCAAUUCCUGGUGCAGCCACUCUCGACCUUCCAGAAGUUUGGGGGUUCUGUCACCCUGAGCUGCGCCGUAGAACCGGCCAGUGCCUCCGUCUCCUGGCAACUGAAUGGGGCGGAGCUAGAGCAGCCCGGGGUUCUGGUAUCUGGAGGCACAUUGGUCAUUGCCAGCCUUAAUAACGACACCGCUGGAAGGUACCAGUGUAUCGGCCGGACGGCAGCAGGAGCCAUCGCCAGUGUACCCGCUAUUGUCACCCUUGCCAACCUGCAGGACUUUAAGUUCGACACUCAGCAUGUGAUUGAGGUGGAUGAGGGGAACACAGCGGUGAUCGCCUGUAACCUGCCGGAGAGUCACCCCAAGGCCCAGGUGCGCUACAGCGUCAAGCAGGAGUGGCUGGAGACUUCCAGAGACAACUAUCUUAUCAUGCCUUCGGGGAACCUGCAGAUAGUGAACGCUACACAAGAGGACGAGGGGACAUAUAAGUGCGCUGCGUAUAACCCUGUGACGCAAGAAGUCAAAACAUCCGUUUCCAGUGAUAGACUCCGUGUUCGCCGUUCCACCGCUGAGGCGGCACGUAUAAUUUACCCCCCCAAUGCCCAGACCAUCAUCGUCACCAAGGGCCAAAGCCUGAUCCUGGAAUGCGUUGCCAGCGGGAUGCCACCUCCCAGGAUUACUUGGUCCAAGGACGGAAUUGAUGUUUCUUGGCACAAUAAAACUCGCCUCCUUCUCAGUAACUUGCUGAUUGACGCCACCGGUGAGGAAGACUCCGGCACCUACACCUGCACCGCCAACAACGGCAUCGGAGAGGGAGGCUCCGCCUUUAUAUUUUACAAUGUGCAAGUGUUCGAGCCACCAGAGGUCAGUAUGGAGCUGUCUCAACAGAUAGUGACCUGGGGUCAGAGUGCAAAGUUCACAUGUGAGGUCAAGGGUAACCCACAGCCCUCUGUUAUAUGGCUGAGAGACACUGUGCCCCUGAUCUCCAGCACCAAACACAGAAUGUCCCGGAAACUUCUGCGUCUCAUUAAUGUGGGACCAGAGGAUGGGGGAGUGUACCAGUGUAUGGCGGAGAAUGAAGUGGGGAGUGCACAGGCCAUGGCCCUCCUGAUAACCACUAGAUCAGGGAGCUUGCUGGAUCUGGAAAGAGAGGCCCCAACAUCUUCUCCAUUGACAGAGGACCGGCAGCUGCUGCUGAAAGCCCAGUACAAGCCUCGACCUCCGACCCCCCUGCUACCGGCCCAGUGCCCCAACACCAAGGAACAUGUGGUUCCUCCUGAUGCUCCUGUCAUACUUAGCUCCCCUCGCACCUCUAAGACUGACUUCUAUGAGUUGGUGUGGAGGCCCAGAAAUGUUGGGGGAGCCCCAAUCUUGUUCUACAUCAUCAAACACCGCAAGCAGGUAGCAAAUUCUUCAGAUGAGUGGACUGUUUCUCGGGUUCCAGGGCCACAGCACCGCUUGACCCUGACCAAACUAGACCCUGGAAGUCUGUAUGAGGUGGAGAUGGCGGCCUACAACUGCGCUGGGGAGGGACAAACUGCCAUGGUGACCUUCCGGACAGGACGCCGCCCUAAACCAGAAAUAGUCGCCAGCAAAGAGAUUCAGAUCCAGAAGGACGACCCCGGGACCAGCACGCAGAGCAGCAACCAAUCAGACAACAAUCGCCUUUCCCCCCCAGAAGCACCCGACCGCCCCACCAUCUCAAUGGCUUCCGAGACAUCGGUGUAUGUCACCUGGAUCCCACGAGGAAACGGCGGAUUCCCCAUUCAGUCCUUCCGGGUGGAGUACAAAAAGCUGAAGCAGCCGGGAGACUGGAUUUUGGUGACUAGAGACAUCCCUCCCUCCCGCUUGUCAGUUGAGAUAACAGAAUUGGAGAAAGGCACCUCCUACAAAUUCCGCGUCCGGGCCCUCAAUAUUCUGGGGGAGAGUCAGCCCAGCGCAGCCUCCAAACUGUACAUGGUGUCCGGCUACAGUAACCGGGUAUACGAGCGACCAGUGACGGGACCCUACAUUACAUUUACGGAAGCGAUCAAUGAGACCACCAUUAUGCUCAAGUGGAUGUACACCCCAGCCAGCAACAACAACACACCCAUCCACGGAUUCUACAUCUAUUACCGACCUACCGACAGUGACAACGACAGCGACUACAAGAAGGAUGUGGUGGAAGGGGAUCGCUAUUGGCACUCUAUCAGCCAUCUGCAGCCCGAAACCUCCUAUGACAUUAAAAUGCAGUGUUUUAACGAGGGAGGAGAGAGCGAAUACAGCAAUGUUAUGAUCUGUGAGACUAAAGCUCGGAAGUCUUCUCAGCCUGGCCGCUCACUGAUACCCAUGGCACCUUCUCCCCAACCUCCUCACAGCAAUGGCAAAGGUGCUGUUGGGACGGCUACAGUGGCUCGUUCCAGUGAUGUUCCGUACAUGAUCGUCGGGGUUCUUGGCUCCAUUGUUCUUAUAAUCGUAGCUUUCAUCCCUGUCUGUUUGUGGAGAGCCUGGUCUAAGCAGAAACAAACAACAGAUAUUGCAUUCCCCAGCGCUGGUAUCCUGACGUCCUCUUGCCAGUACACCAUGGUGCCUCUAAGAGGGGUCUCUACCAUCAGCAACUUCCCCUAUGCUAAUGGCGGUGUCGUGAAUGGCACUUGCCCAUCUGUAAACUCCAGUCAUAAUGAGCUGAAGCCAAGAGAGUAUGAAUCCGAGGCUGAGCAUCAGGAUGAAGCUAACAGCUUACUGGAAGAGAUGGUUUCUGGGCACAAGGACCUAACAGAAUGUCACAAUCCUAGGCCGUUGUGCCACCCACCCGGCGAGGGCAUGUCCGUGUACCAGCCUUGUGAGAAUGACACAUGUGACAUGAAGGAACUUCCUCCUGAUGGGCUUCACUUGCAGGAUGAGACCUUGGUUGGGCACUCUCUGGCAAAGAGCAACAAGGAGUGUCCCAUUCUCUCACUGCCCAAAGAGCCAGGUAUGUGCCAAGGUUGUAUGUUCCCCUUGCCCCCAGUGGAGAGCACAAAGGAUCCAGCCUGCUCACUGUCAGAUGGAGAAUGUCAUCAAAACCCAGUUUGGAGCAGUAAUGUAGAAGGGAAUCCAGACUGUCGGAGGAGCAGCACUUUUCACCCUCACACUCCAACACAAGGACCUGCUACUUAAUAAAAGACUGGCUGAAAGGACUGGGGAUGGUCUUGUUGCAAUAGAUAUCCGCACUGAGUAUCUCUGUUAUUUGGACACUACUAAACCUCCUCCUGCAGCUGAUUAAUAGACAAUGCUCAGUUACACUCUUGCAACACGGUCACGUUUUAGGGUCCUGGACCACCCUGUGUUUAAAAAAGGGAACACGUUAAAGGAGUUUAUUUUUCUAUGACAGCAAUAUUUAUAUAUUUAUGCACUUGUACAUAAAGUUUAUUUUCUUUAUCAUGAAAUAUAUAUAUAGAAAUAUGGAACAAAAAAGGGACUAAACAAUCCUUCAGUAUUGACUCGGCAACGGAACAAGAGCGUCUCUUGCGUAAUUGCAUGUAGCGGGGGCGGCAGCUCAGGUUGGAAGGGGGUGCUCUAGCGCAAUGGGUCACAGGAAGGAGACUGGAGGAAUGGGCUGCCUCGUUGCGUAUCUUUUGGAUCCAAAUUGUUCCGGCUUCUGUUCUAGUUGCAUAUGGAAUGUUAGCACACGUGCAUGUUUGGCUGAGACUCCAGCACAAUAUAUUCGCCAUAAACACAUUAUGAGAUACGGGCUGCAAUGACAUAUAUGUGUAACCUGAAGAGACAACUUGUAAUAAAUACAUUUGUGUUUAUUUAA